UCCAAGUCGGGACCAUCUCAUCUGCAUCUCCGUUGAGAGGGAGGGAGCGAGCGAGUAGGGAGGGAGAGGCAAUGGCGGCGAUCUGUAUGCUUAACAGGUCGCUAAAUCUCUAUCAAUGUUUCCGGUGCUCCUCCUCGUUGGACGUUGCUUCUGAUGCGAUGGCGGUGGCAGUGGUCGGGAGAAAAGGGAAGAUGAAUAAGCCGCGCUUGCCCCCCAUCAAUUGCAGCGCCCCCUUGGAACGGAGUCCUGAAAUCCAGCAACAACUUCUGACCGAGGAGGAGGCCCAAGAGGAAUUUGGAAUUCUGUGUGAACCCUGCAAUGGCAGAGGAUGGCUGCUGUGUGACUUUUGUGAAGGCAAGAAGAACAAUGUGAAGGCCGAGAAUAGUCGAAUUUAUCGACGUUGCCCGACCUGCAAAGCUGUAGGCUAUAUUCUAUGUUCAGAAUGCAAAGUUUUCAAGUGCAUUACGUUCCCAGACUAUUCUGAUGGUGAGCUAUGAGUGUUUACAGUAGACUAGAGAUUGUUCAACAACUAAACAACAUAGAGCACAAAGCAGGUCAUUCUGCUUCCAUCAAAUCGACAAGGGAUGGUAAGGAACUGCUGUCUGUAUUGCUUGUUUGUGUUAUUCCAACCAGUAACAUGUACGUUAAGGUGAAUUUUUAACAUGUUAAUUUAAUAUGCUAUGUUUUGAAAAUUCCCAAAGUGAUUGGAAGUUUGUAAA
This is a messenger RNA of Zingiber officinale, 719 nucleotides long. RefSeq lists its product as uncharacterized. The coding region runs from base 72 to 497 and encodes 141 amino acids. Lineage: Eukaryota; Viridiplantae; Streptophyta; Magnoliopsida; Zingiberales; Zingiberaceae. The transcript is spliced from 3 exons. The record is from RefSeq and is a predicted model, not a curated record.